GAACAAACAAAAAUGGGUUUUUUUAUGACUGCAAUCAUUUUUUUUUAAUCGUGCAUCAUAUAUGGUUCCUACUAAACGGUGAUUCAUGCCACAUUGAAUAAACCCUUAAAGCGAAAAGUAAACGAAUAUGGGCCAUAAUUUUUGUUGGAAAAUCUUAAUGACUGCAUAGAGACAGCUAUAAGAGGAACUUCGAAUCAGCGUUGAAUAUAACACAGUGGAGUUGUGGAUGGAUCUUCAGGUUCCGAAUUGACAUCUCCCCUCUCAUGUCCUGUCUUGCCUUCUUCUUUUGUGCAAGGUCGAAUUGUAUUAUAAUAAAUAUAACCUUUUUGGUUGGGUAGGAUAGUCACACGACUCAGAGCGCCAUUUGAACUUGACAGAUCAGUCAACUUCAAGACUCGUAAGAGAUUUUUAUUUCUUAAUAAGAAUGUAUCUCUGAUGAGCAUUUCAUUAGCAGGUUCAUGAACAGAUGAAGAGCUUUCCUAUUAAUUAUAGGCCCCUUGCUCUCAUUAUUUGGAGCACUUUCAUCACCCUCUCGUGCUUCGAAAUGCCAAGAAUAUAAUUCAAUGUCAGAGGGUGGAAACGAGGACGGGUUUAUGAUAUAACCACGACGACACGCCAACCAUCAAAAAAGAAGAAGAAAGAAAAUAAAUGGGUGCCUUUUUUCUCAUUACUACGAUCUUCCACUGAUCACGACGGUCUCACAACCACGGCGACGUUCACAUCAGAAAAUACAAUACAAUUUGGUCUUCUUAGACUGUCACUACGACAGUGCGUCCAACUAAUAUGACUAACACAACCUAUUCGAGUAGCAUCCAGAACAUGACCACGGAAGGAAAUGCAGGUUUACCAGCUUAUUUCAUUCCUACCGUGUCUGCUGUUGGCAUUUUCGUGUUGAUCAUGUUCCUGUCCGUCGUUAUCGCCUGCUUAAGAAAACGGUGCAUGAAGCCUUCAAACGAUAGAAAAUCGACGCCGCUCGACAACCCUGUUUCUGUAAAUACCGAAUGCUGGGAGAUAGAAAUGUCAGUGAACGCAAGGAAGCGCACAUCUGAUGAAAUUGUCAGUGGAGUCACCGAUCAAUCAGGAGGACCGACGUACGACAUUAUUGCCCCAGACCCUCGAGAGAAGACAUCAAAUCAAAGUUACGAAACUGUCGACCUUGACCCUGCUGGUGGCAGAACCGCUACGCAUGUCAAGUCCCGAACGACCAACAAAGUGCAUUUGGAUGGAACAACGUAUGCCUUGGUUGACAUAGAGAAAAAAGCUCAGGACCGCAAGGAAAAGGAGGCAAAUGCAACAGAAAAACGAUACGGUAUUGACAGGCCUGAAGACAGAGCAUAUGCAACACUUGAAGCCGAUUGUGUCGAUGGUACAUGUGUAGAAAAGAGUGCCACACCACUAGAGGUGGGGUAUACACAAUCUACACCAAUGAAGUCAACUCUAAUGUCGUCUUUGGUCAAGGGGGACAAAGUUAAAGAACAGAGUAGUCGGUACGAAAGCAUUGAGGUCACAAGCAAAGGGGUAUCAGGUAGCACCAAAGACCCAUCUAGUCUGAAACCGGAUUUAUAUCCGCUGAAUGCUUACGAGACAGUUUCUCAACCUUUAUCACCAAAGCUUGGGCCAAGCGAAAGUAACCAAACCUCCACAGGAUCUCCCGUUUCCUCGAAGAUGAUCGGACAGGAGCAGAUGCCUGUCAAGAGGGAAUCCAAUAUGUCGCACACGUAUGAGGAUCCUGUCGCAAUGGUUCAUGCAAACGAUGAGCACUACGACUCGCUGCAACGUGGGCCUGACUUAUCGAAGCAAACAACCUCAUCUAGGACAUCAUCCAAAGGCAAACCAAAGGCGAAAGGAACUUCUAAUCACGACGAUAUCGUCAAUGUUUACAACGAGCUUGCUUCACCUGGUGUUGCUCAACGCGAAUCUGAAAGUGACAGUGAUGCAUACCAGCAUUUGCAGUGUGCUCACAGCGAACGUCGGCUGGCAAGAGAGCCAUUGCUGAGAAUCCCCGAUGAAGGUUACGGAAGGCUCGAUCUGGAUGCUUCUUGUGCUUCUAACAACACGACUGAUGGUAAUCAUCAAGGUCAGGAUGGCUCGAAGACUCCGUCUGAUCCUGUGUAUGCUAACCUAGCUUGAGAAUCCUGAUGAAGCAAAGAUUCCCGAUGAUGACGAUUCAGAGUAUGAUGUCCUAGAUGCGUUCAAAUAAUUUGCAUAUUUUUUUCUAAAUAAAUGCUUAUUGAUUAUUUUUUUUUUUUAUUGCAUUCAAGAUGAAUAUGCAACAUAACAUCUAGGUGAUACAUUUAAGUUUUACAAAACAAUAAAGCAAUAGUCAUAAUAAAGCAAUGAAAAAUAGGUAACAAGAAGCAAUGUUCAAUUAAAAGAAAAUAACAGUUUAAAUGAAUGCAGGAGACCGCCAUCGUAUGCGGUUAAGCUUGAAAAUGAUGGCGGCCUCGUAAAAUGGUACAUAAAUUUCUUUCUUCAUUGAUCAAGUGGGUGCAAUGCAGGUGCAGUAAAGAGCAGUUGAAUAAUUAACUUGAAGAGGGGAUGCAAAUGAUUCGAUUGUUUUUCUUUUGAUAGUAGUUUUAAUUGUUGUUGAACAUAUUGUUGAACAUGACUUAAUAUUGUCUGGAAAGUUGUUCCAAAUAUCAGGUUGAUGUGCUUGAGAUGGGAUGUUGAUUAGAGGGUGUAACAGUGUAAGAGAGCCUGAAUAUGUGUAAGUCCACAUUUGUGGGCAGUACCGAGAUGUAUCAAAGACUGGUGAGAAAGGCUACGAUCCAUAUGGCAUGUAUGAGAACCUAAGACUAGAUGUAGUUUGCGCUGAUGAUGGGACUAUAUUGGCUGGUUUAGGAGAACAUUCUAGAGGACAAUCAAAAAAUCAAUUUUUGUAUAAUGCUUGGUUGCCAUGGUUGUGAACAUGAAAAACUCAUGAUUCUUCUCUUGAAAUACUAUGAUUUAAUCAAAUUCUAGAGGGUGUUAUCAUAUAAAAACUUAUCAAAAUGACAGGUUACAUUGCCAAGAUGGUAACAACAAACAGAUCAAGAGGCUAGUCUGUGUGGAGGAUUGGUCAACCAUAAACUUUCAGUUUGAGGGUCCUAGUUUCGAAUCCAAGUCGCAGCAUAAGAAAAUAUUGUUUCGAAUCAAUGCCGGGUAACCGAAUGUCGAAUAGAUAUCCCCCUAUCCGCCUUCUCAAAUACAAAAUGAAUUGUCCCUCACUUCCACCUAUUAAAACAAAAUGUAUGUCGAGUGUCUUUUCGCUGUUUGUACUUAUCAUGGGUUAUAUUACACAGAUAUUUCCGCAAAGAAUUGUUAAACAUAUCUGAGUUACAGUUUAGGGACACGAUCACUGAGUCAUUUCAUGUCUACUUGAUAACAUUUUGAUAAAUAAGGUAUUUCUUUCAUUACUAAAAUUCAGAUUGUCACGUGUAUUCAUGGUAUUGUAUACGAGUUAAUCGUCAUUAGAUACAAAUAAACAUACCCCUCCACCU
Molecule: messenger RNA, 3479 nt
Organism: Lytechinus pictus (painted urchin)
Lineage: Eukaryota; Metazoa; Echinodermata; Echinoidea; Temnopleuroida; Toxopneustidae
Exons: 4
Coding region: 784-2130 (448 amino acids)
Source: RefSeq, a predicted model, not a curated record